CAGAGCCUGCUGGGACCUGAACCAGGGAUGAGAUUUUUAUAAUACAGUAUUGUCUGCAUCUCCAUACGAAGUCGAAAGAAAAAAAGUUCAAUCUAUCCCAAUUAGCGAUAACAAAUUUUAGACCACUUGAAUCACUGUUGUUAACAUUCAAAGAGCAUCAGAAAAUAGUCUCUUGGUCUAAGCUGCUUGAGUGGACUGAUCCAACUAUAAUUACGAGCAAAAUCCUGAAGCACUGCUAAAGGGAGUUAAAUACACAGACAUUGGUGGCUGACCUGACUUUACCAUGGAACCUGAGGAUUUUGAUUCUGAGGACAAAGAGAUAUUAAGCUGGGAUAUCAAUGAUGUAAAACUGCCACAGGAUGUGAAAAAGAUAGACUGGUUCCAAGAAUGGCCGGAUUCCUACGAGAAGUACAUCUACAGCUCGGAGGACAGGAGCGCGCAGAGGCACCUGAGCAGCUGGGCCAUGCGCAACACCAACAACCACAACUCGCGCAUCCUCAAGAAGUCCUGCCUGGGCGUGGUGGUGUGCAGCCGCGACUGCUCUGCCAAGGAGGGCCGCAAGAUCUACCUGAGGCCUGCGAUCUGCGACAAGGCCCGGCAGAAGCAGCAGAGAAAACUCUGUCCCAACUGCGAUGGGCCCCUGAAGCUCAUUCCUUGCCGAGGCCACGGGGGCUUCCCGGUCACCAACUUCUGGAGGCAUGAAGGACGCUUCAUAUUUUUCCAGUCAAAGGGAGAACACGAUCAUCCAAAGCCAGAAACCAAAAUGGAAGCCGAGGCAAGAAGAACAGUAAAGAAAGUGCAGGUGGCAUCUUCCUCCGUCUCCUUGAAGCUGAACAGGGCCCCAGAGGCAAAGGUAACCUUUCCCCAUGUGUGUUCAGAACCAGACGGCAACUCGCCACCCCUGUGGUGGGGCAGUAGAUUUCUCCAGCCCCUUACCUACAAAACAGUCAAGACCAAAGCCCUUGACAUUUCCCCCAAGACUGCCCAGCUGAUGAAGGUGGUCACUAUCAGAAGGGGGAUGAAGACACCAGGCUCAGUAGCAAAUGAGACCCCGCAGGAGCCUCACUUGGGGAUUCCCCAGGCCGGCUGGUCUUAUGACUUCUCCCCUCCCCAGAAUGCUUUAGAUCCCCUUUCUCAGCAGAUUCCAGUGGAACCACCUUCAGCCAAAACUGGCUGUCUCCCGUUAUGGCCAAGUCCAGGGCCGGAUCUCUAUGAAGAGAAGGUGCAUAUGGAGUUUAACAGCUACUACCCUCCCCCUACGUGCCAUUCGCCUCAGGAAGACCCCUUUCUCUUUAGCUAUACCUCUUAUCCUCACCAUCAGUAUUCGCUUCCAGGCAAGAGCAGCAAAUGGAAUUUUGAUGAAGAAAUGAGGUACAUGGGUCUGGAUCACUACAACAACGAAAUGCUUCUCAACCUGUCCUUUAAGAUGAACCCAAUCUGAACCCUUGUGCACGGUUCGUACAUAUGUGAUUUGGUGCAGUCACUAUGGAGAAACAGUAUGGAGGUUCCUCAAAAAAUUAAAACUACCACAUGGUCCAGCAAUCCACUUCUGGAUAUGCGUAUGUCCAAAGGAAACAGAAUCACCAUCUUGAAGGGAUAUCAGCACCCCAUGUUCAUUGCACCAUUCUUGACAACAGGCAACACGUGGAAACUACUUAAUGUCCACUGAUGGAUGAAUGGAUAAAGAAGUUGUGGUACAAAUAUAAAUAAUGGAACACUAUUUAGCCAUAAAAUAGAAGGAAAUCCAGCCAUUUGCUACAAUAUAGAUGGACUGUAAGGGCAUUAUGCUAAGUGAAAUAGGUCAGACAGAGAAAGACGAAUACUAUAUAAUUUCACUAGAUGUGGAAACUUAAAAAAGAAAAAACCAAAUUCUAGAAACAGAGGUCAGAUUUGUGGUUUCCAGAGGCAGAAAGAAGGUAAGGGGAAGGGUUGGAUAAUUGGGUAAAUAUAAAUUUAUCUUCUAGAUGAAAGCCUAUAAUCAGAUCAUGUUUUGAAAAUCUUGUUUCCCAGUUAUUGUACCCUAUUUAAUCAAUGGCCACAAAGAUUUUCUCCUAUGUUUUCUUCUAGCAGCUUUAUAUUUUUAGCUCUUACAUUUAGGCGAGCGUUCCAUGUCUCAUUGAUUUUUGUGCAUGGUAUAAGGUAACCAGGGUUGAAUUUCAUUUUAGUUUUACAUGUGGAAAUGGUCUCAGCACCAUUUGUUGAAGCACAAGUUUUUAUCACAAUCUCUGGUUAACUGACUAUCCAGAAUCGCUGCUUUUAUGACUGCUCACAGGUAGGCUAUUUGGUAUACUAUAAUUCCAUUUCCUUUUUUAGACAACAGUUUGUUUCUCCUGGAGUUGAUAAUUGUCUCAUCCCAUUGCUUAAUUUCCUUUAUAACUAACAAUAGUUUAUCCUCAAAUACUGCCCAACCAUAAGAGUCCUUUUGUUUAUAGUAAUUCAUAUUUUCCUUAAAGAAAGUCCUUCUGGAACUUUCCAUUUCUCCUCAAAUGUGGACAGAUUGCUCUCUAAUCCUGCUGCUCUGCUGCCAUGCUGUUUCUCUUCACCAUCAUCGUUGUACCUUCUUUCCUCUCCUUUCUCUGGGAUUCCAUACCUUUUUUCCUUCUUGGUACAUU
Molecule: messenger RNA, 2612 nt
Organism: Myotis brandtii (Brandt's bat)
Lineage: Eukaryota; Metazoa; Chordata; Mammalia; Chiroptera; Vespertilionidae
Gene: GCM1
Product: glial cells missing homolog 1 (Drosophila)
Exons: 7
Coding region: 284-1441 (385 amino acids)
Biological process (GO): gliogenesis; regulation of transcription by RNA polymerase II; cell differentiation involved in embryonic placenta development
Cellular component (GO): nucleus
Molecular function (GO): DNA-binding transcription activator activity, RNA polymerase II-specific; RNA polymerase II cis-regulatory region sequence-specific DNA binding
Source: RefSeq, a predicted model, not a curated record